AAGGAAAAAAAAUAAUAAUAAGAAUAAUAAAAAUGGAAAAAAGUUUCCAAACAGAAAAUUCCAAAAGACAUAUGAAAAUGGGAAAUCCACUUUCUGUGUAUGAACUUUAAAGAAUGUUCCUUUUGGUCUACGGAUGAGUGAAUAUCUGAGACACAAUAUUUAUAACAUUGAAAUUGAAAGAUAGCUUCUCUGAAAAAAGGCCUUCUUUUCACAGAGACACAGAGAGAGAGAGAGAGAGAGAGAGAGAGAAUAAGAGCGAGUGGAGUCAGUGAGUUGGUGAGAGAAUGGGGAACGAGAACUCCAAAGAGCCAUCGUCGUCGUCGUCGUCAUCGUUAGAGAGGAAAGAGUCGAGGCGAUCGAGGCUGAAGCAAAAACUGCGGGUUGAACGUCAUCAUCUUCGGAAUCGUCUUCGUCAUCUUCGAAGUGGAACUAGAAAUGGAAAUGGAAAUGGAAGUGGAAGCGAUUCGUCUUCUCAUAAGAAACUUCUCGAUGCUGAUCAUUUCGCCGGAAUCGCUCUUCUCACUCUUAUCCGUGGGGAGAUGAAAUUCAGGGACAAGUGGCUUGCUUGCGUUUCUUUUGGAGAACAGACGUUUCGUACCCAAAUCUCAGACUCCACUGACAAACCAGUCUGGAACUCGGAAAAAAAGCUGCUUUUGGAGAAGAAUGGGCCUGAAGUUGCUAGGAUAUCCGUCUUUGAGACCAAUAAACUGUCCAGCAACAAGCUCAUUGGAUAUUGUGAGAUUAAUUUACUUGAAUUCCUAACACGGGAUUUGGAUUCUGACUAUGAAAUAUUUGACCUGUUAGAUCCAUCAACACCAAAUGUGGUGGUUGGCAAAAUCCACAUUUCAUGCUCUGUUGAGGAUCCAGUUGAAACAGAAAAAGGUUUUGCAAGGCGCAUCUUAUCUAUCGUGGACUAUAAUGGAGAUGGGCAGCUUUCAUUCCCUGAAUUUUCUGAGUUAAUUAAUGCUUUUGGGAAUCAAGUGGCAGUGGCUAAGAAAGAGGAACUCUUUAAAGAGGCGGACUUGAAUGGGGAUGGUGUGGUUAGCUUGGAUGAACUGGCUUCACUUCUUGCUGUUCAACAAGAACGGGAACCAAUAAUGACUUGCUGUCCUGUUUGUGGUGAAAUUCUGGAAGCUUCUGAUAAGCUGAACAACAUGAUUCAUCUGACCCUGUGUUUCGAUGAAGGAACUGGUAACCAAGUUAUGACAGGAGGAUUUUUAACUGACAAGGAGGCCUCAUAUGGGUGGAUGUUCAAAUUAAGUGAAUGGGCCCAUUUUUCAUCCUAUGAUGUUGGUUUGAACAAAGGAUCAAGUGCUUCCCAUGUUCUGGUAUUUGAUCGGAGGACUAAGAGGCUUGUGGAAGAAUUAAUUGAUGGAAAAAUUGUGUUGUCAAUGAGAGCCAUUUACCAGUCAAAAGUAGGGCUUGGGCUUGUUGGUAAAGGGGCGAAGGAGAUUUUGCAAAGCAUCUCCGAAAAGCAGGGGAGGAAGAUGAAUUCAUUGGAAUCUGCUAAAGAUAUACCGAAGUUUGUUGAAUUUUUUAAGGAUCAAAUCAAUUUAGCUGAUGUCAAGCACCCUUUGGAACAUUUUAAGACAUUUAAUGAAUUCUUUGUGAGAGAGCUGAAGCCUGGUGUAAGACCAAUUGCUUGCAUGGAAGAUGAUAACGUUGCCAUUUGUGCUGCUGAUUGCCGUUUGACAGCAUUUACAUGUGUUGAUGACAGUCUAAGAUUUUGGAUUAAGGGUCGCAAGUUUUCAAUACAAGGUCUUCUUGGGCAAGAAAUCAGUUCAAGUGCUUUUAUUGAUGGAACAUUGGUCAUAUUUCGUUUGGCACCUCAGGAUUAUCAUCGGUUCCAUGUUCCUGUUACUGGAACAGUUGGGAAGUUUGUCAGCAUACCUGGGUGUUUAUAUACAGUUAACCCCAUAGCUAUAAAUAGCAAAUAUUGUAAUGUCUUCACAGAGAAUAAGCGCGUUGUAACUACUAUUUCCACUGCAGAAUUUGGGAAGGUGGCAUUUGUAGCAAUUGGAGCAACUAUGGUUGGCAGCAUAACCUUUCUAAAGAAGACGGGUGACUAUGUCAAGAAGGGAGAUGAGUUUGGAUAUUUCUCAUUUGGUGGAAGCACGGUAAUCUGUGUUUUCGAAAAGAAUGCGAUUGAGAUCGACAAGGACCUUCUAGAGAAUAGUGCCAGGUCGCUUGAGACCUUGGUUUCUGUUGGGAUGAAGUUGGGUGUCUCCAAGAAAGCAUACGACCAUGGGCUGCCAAACUUGGAAAGGUGUGCGUUACAAGAUUAGAGAGAUACUGUAGGAACCAACUUAUUAUACCAAUUUUUUGGAUAUCGACUGAAAUGACAAUGUCUUAUUUGUUGGUUCUACUACCUGACCAAUAAGAUGCUGACAUGUCAUUUUGGUAUUAAAAAAUGGUGAGUAGCUGGUGGCAAUAGUAUUAGUUUACUAACAAGAUUAAGAUAAUAAUAUAUAUAUAUAUAUAUAUUUUUUUUAUA
This is a messenger RNA of Ziziphus jujuba (common jujube), 2494 nucleotides long. RefSeq names its product phosphatidylserine decarboxylase proenzyme 3. NCBI's taxonomy places the organism in Eukaryota, Viridiplantae, Streptophyta, Magnoliopsida, Rosales, Rhamnaceae. Bases 285 to 2285 code for a protein of 666 amino acids. The transcript has 21 exons. Gene Ontology annotation, biological process: phospholipid biosynthetic process. The record is from RefSeq and is a predicted model, not a curated record. Gene Ontology annotation, molecular function: calcium ion binding; phosphatidylserine decarboxylase activity.